This is a messenger RNA of Cooperia oncophora, 1095 nucleotides long. The record is from the annotation of a GenBank genome assembly. Lineage: Eukaryota; Metazoa; Nematoda; Chromadorea; Rhabditida; Trichostrongylidae.
AUGGUGUGCCCUGCUAUUACCACCACUCUCAACGAAGCCUCUAGCGUUCCGCUUCACCAGGACCAAUUCCUGUCACCCGAAAUAUGGUCCAUAGCCGAUGGUGAACCUGGCCCAGAUGGACUACCUGGUAUUCCUGGGAUGGCCCGCAUGGCAGAAAUGUUCCCGAUAUUGAAGGUAUGCGUAAAAUGUCCACAAGGACCGCCAGGACCAGCUGGACCAGACGGACCUCAGGGACCCGCGGGACCUGUGGGACCUCCAGGCAGAGACGGAUUCUCUGGUGGAGUUGGUAUCGCUGGGCCACCAGGACCACCUGGAGAUGCUGGAGAGGACGGAUCGCCAGGGGCGCCCGGCGCAGAUGGUCAACCGGGUGUCCCUGGCACCAUGCAUAUGCCGGGACUACCAGGACCUCCUGGACCACCUGGACCACCAGGACCGCCUGGUGUAGCAGGUCCGCCUGGAACAAAUUCAGGACCUGGAUCCAUUGGACCUCCAGGAGCCCCCGGACUUCCUGGAAAUCGUGGUGCCAACGGUCCCCCUGGAGUUGCAGGUGGUCGAGGGUCGUAUGGUCCUCCUGGAGGAGAUGCUGCUUACUGUCCUUGUCCUCCUCGUACAGGUGCCGGUGGCGGCAAUGCAGGAUACGCACCACGAUUGCUGCCACCAGGUGCUGGUGGCGGCAAUGGAGAAGCUCCUACAGGUGCUGGUGGCGGCAAUGCAGGAGCUGCUACAGGUGCUGGUGGCGGUAAUGCAGGAGCUCAUACAGGUGCUGGUGGCGGCAAUGCAGGAUAUGCUACAGCUCCCAGUGGCGGCAAUGGAGAAGCUCCUACAGGUGCCGGUGGCGGUAAUGCAGGAGCUCAUACAGGUGCUGGUGGCGGUAAUGCAGGAGCUCAUACAGGUGCUGGUGGCGGCAAUGCAGGACAUGCUACAGCUCCCAGUGGCGGUAAUGGAGAAGCUCAUACAGGUGCUGGUGGCGGCAAUGCAGGAGCUGCUACAGGUGGUGGCGGCAGUGCAGGAGCUCCCACAGGUGCCAGUGGCGGCAACGGAGGAUAUAUCGCUGAAAAUUCAUCAGAGAACGCUGUUAAGAAGGACACCAACUGA